Messenger RNA from Tupaia belangeri chinensis (Chinese tree shrew), 4776 nucleotides. RefSeq names its product HECT and RLD domain containing E3 ubiquitin protein ligase 4 (gene HERC4). The transcript is spliced from 27 exons. The coding region runs from base 470 to 3733 and encodes 1087 amino acids. Gene Ontology annotation, biological process: ubiquitin-dependent protein catabolic process; protein ubiquitination. Lineage: Eukaryota; Metazoa; Chordata; Mammalia; Scandentia; Tupaiidae. The record is from RefSeq and is a predicted model, not a curated record. Gene Ontology annotation, molecular function: ubiquitin protein ligase activity. Gene Ontology annotation, cellular component: cytoplasm.
UCUCUUCUCCUCCCUAUCCUCUCCCGCAACUCUCCCCGCCCCUCCGCUCUCCGCCCUGCUCGCCUCCUGUCCUUCCCCUCCCGCUCCAUCCGGGUCGCUCACGGCUGUCUCUGGACUGGACAGCAGUGGCGGCUGCUUUUCUCUGAGGAGCCUGGUAAAGUUUCACAGGGGCCAGGGAGGGGAGCAGCGGAGCAGCGUUACCAACGCCGGAGGAGCCGCCCCCCGCCACUGGCUGGAGGAAGAAGGUCCCACGAGCUGAAGAUCUGUCUCAGCAAACGUGCUGCCUUGCUGUCUGGACGCGGCUGCCCGGUCGCCUUGGGCUGCCCCUUUUCUGGGGGGCCGGGUGAAUCGUUGCCCGGAUAAGAACUUCAGUUUUCCUUUGAUGUGGAAACUUAGGAUACCUCCAGCUUUCCAGUGUCUCAGAAGGGAGUUUUUUUAUUGAAACUGGAAGACCAAACUAAUCACAAGCAUGUUAUGUUGGGGAAAUGCAUCCUUUGGACAGCUAGGUUUGGGUGGAAUUGAUGAAGAAAUUGUACUAGAGCCCAGAAAAAGUGACUUUUUUAUAAAUAAAAAGGUCCGAGAUGUAGGAUGUGGACUCAGACAUACUGUAUUUGUUCUGGAUGAUGGAACAGUAUACACAUGUGGAUGUAAUGAUCUAGGACAGCUAGGUCAUGAAAAAUCCAGAAAAAAACCAGAGCAGGUUGUUGCCUUGGAUGCGCAGAAUAUUGUAGCCGUUUCAUGUGGAGAAGCUCAUACAUUAGCACUAAAUGACAAGGGCCAGGUGUAUGCUUGGGGUCUCGAUUCUGAUGGACAGCUUGGUCUGCUAGGAACUGAGGAAUGUAUCAGAGUACCCAGCUGCCUCCCGAAAAUCACGGGUAUCGACACUCUGGUCAGAACUUGCUCCGGACUCUCAUAUGGCAGAAUCAGGUCAGGUAGCAGUAUCAGGAAUAUUAAAAGUUUGUCAGAUAUCCAGAUAGUACAGGUUGCUUGCGGUUACUAUCAUUCACUUGCCCUUUCUAAAGCAAGUGAAGUCUUCUGUUGGGGACAGAAUAAAUAUGGCCAACUGGGUUUAGGUAUUGACUGUAAAAAGCAAACUUCACCACAGUUGAUUAAGUCUUUGCUUGGAAUACCUUUCAUGCAAGUUGCAGCAGGAGGUGCCCAUAGUUUUGUACUCACCCUUUCAGGAGCUAUCUUUGGAUGGGGACGCAACAAAUUUGGUCAGCUCGGUCUUAAUGAUGAAAAUGAUAGAUAUGUUCCUAAUUUAUUGAAGUCACUAAGAUCUCAGAAAAUAGUUUAUAUUUGUUGUGGAGAAGAUCAUACUGCUGCACUAACCAAGGAAGGUGGAGUGUUCACCUUUGGAGCUGGAGGGUAUGGUCAGUUGGGUCAUAACUCUACAAGUCAUGAAAUAAAUCCGAGGAAAGUAUUUGAACUUAUGGGAAGUAUUGUCACUCAAAUUGCUUGUGGAAGGCAGCACACUUCUGCUUUUGUUCCUUCAUCAGGACGAAUUUACUCUUUUGGGCUUGGUGGUAAUGGGCAGCUGGGAACUGGUUCAACAAGCAACAGGAAAAGUCCUUUCACUGUAAAAGGAAAUUGGUUUCCAUAUAAUGGGCAAUGUCCACCAGAUGUUGAUUCUGAAGAAUAUUUCUGUGUAAAAAGAAUUUUCUCAGGUGGAGAUCAAAGCUUUUCACAUUAUGCUAGUCCCCAGAACUGUGGGCCACCAGAUGACUUUAGAUGUCCUGAUCCUACAAAGCAGAUCUGGACAGUGAAUGAAACUCUAAUUCAAAAAUGGUUGAGCUACCCCUCUGGAAGGUUUCCUGUGGAGAUAGCCAAUGAAAUAGAUGGAACAUUUUCUUCUUCUGGUUGCCUAAAUGGAAGCUUUUUAGCUGUUAGUAAUGAUGAUCACUAUAGAACAGGUACCAGGUUUUCAGGGGUUGAUAUGAAUGCUGCUAGGCUUUUGUUCCACAAACUUAUUCAACCUGAUCAUCCUCAGAUAUCUCAGCAGGUGGCAGCUAGUUUGGAAAAGAAUCUUAUUCCUAAACUGACUAGCUCCUUACCUGAUGUUGAAGCAUUGAGGUUUUAUCUUACUCUACCAGAAUGUCCCCUGAUGAGUGAUUCCAACAAUUUCACAACAAUAGCAAUUCCCUUUGGUACAGCUCUUGUGAACUUAGAAAAGGCACCACUAAAAGUACUCGAAAACUGGUGGUCAGUACUAGAACCUCCACUAUUCCUCAAGAUAGUAGAACUUUUUAAGGAAGUUGUGGUACAUCUUUUGAAACUCUACAAGAUCAAAAAACCCCCUUCUGAAAGAAGAGUAUUCAACAGUUUUCUUCAUACUGCAUUAAAGGUUUUAGAAAUAUUACAUAGGGUAAAUGAGAAAACAGGACAGAUUAUACAGUAUGAUAAGUUUUAUAUACAUGAAGUACAAGAAUUGAUAGACAUAAGGAAUGAUUAUAUCAACUGGGUCCAGCAGCAGGCCUAUGGAAUGGAUGUCAACCAUGGAUUAACUGAGUUGGCAGAUAUCCCUGUUACAAUCUGUACGUAUCCAUUCGUAUUUGAUGCCCAAGCAAAAACUACUUUGUUACAAACAGAUGCAGUCUUACAAAUGCAGAUGGCUAUUGACCAGGCCCACAGACAGAAUGUCUCCUCUCUUUUUCUCCCAGUGAUUGAAUCUGUCAAUCCCUGCUUAAUUCUAGUGGUGCGUAGAGAAAAUAUUGUAGGAGAUGCAAUGGAAGUCCUAAGGAAAACAAAGAACAUAGAUUACAAAAAACCACUCAAGGUUAUAUUUGUUGGAGAAGAUGCUGUUGAUGCUGGAGGAGUACGCAAAGAAUUUUUCUUGCUCAUCAUGAGAGAAUUGUUAGAUCCUAAAUAUGGGAUGUUUCGGUAUUAUGAAGAUUCCAGGCUCAUUUGGUUUUCAGAUAAGACCUUUGAAGACAGUGAUUUGUUCCAUUUGAUUGGUGUUAUCUGUGGAUUAGCAAUUUAUAAUUUUACUAUUGUGGACCUCCAUUUUCCUUUGGCUUUAUAUAAGAAACUGCUGAAAAAGAAGCCAUCCCUGGAUGAUUUGAAAGAACUAAUGCCUGAUGUUGGGAGAAGCAUGCAGCAGUUACUGGAUUAUCCAGAAGAUGAUAUAGAGGAAACAUUUUGUCUUAAUUUUACGAUCACAGUUGAAAACUUUGGUGCAACAGAAGUGAAAGAGCUGGUUCUAAAUGGUGCAGACACAGCUGUUAACAAACAGAAUCGGCAGGAGUUUGUUGAUGCAUAUGUGGAUUACAUAUUCAAUAAAUCAGUGGCUUCUUUAUUUGAUGCUUUUCAUGCGGGAUUUCAUAAGGUCUGUGGAGGAAAAGUCCUUCAGCUCUUCCAGCCUAAUGAACUACAAGCAAUGGUUAUUGGCAAUACAAAUUAUGAUUGGAAGGAACUAGAAAAGAAUACAGAAUACAAAGGAGAGUAUUGGGCAGAACAUCCUACAAUAAAAAUUUUUUGGGAAGUAUUUCAUGAAUUACCACUGGAAAAGAAAAAACAAUUUCUGUUAUUUUUGACAGGUAGUGAUCGCAUUCCUAUUCUUGGUAUGAAGAGUCUGAAAUUAGUCAUCCAGUCAACAGGAGGAGGUGAAGAGUAUCUCCCAGUUUCCCAUACCUGUUUUAAUCUUCUCGAUCUUCCAAAAUACACAGAGAAAGAAACUUUACGCUCUAAACUGAUCCAAGCUAUCGAUCACAAUGAAGGCUUCAGUUUAAUAUGACUUAGGAGUUCAGUUUAGUGCAAAAGCAUUAAACUAUUUGUGUUUUUCUUGUGGUGAUGAAUUCAACAAGGUGACACAGGCACUAUUAUAAUUCUUACUUGCAAAAUGUUCAAUGCUGUGAGUAUUCAUGAAAGCCAAAAAGUACUAAAGGAAAAUGAACAAACUGUUAAAUAUUAAACUUAUUGUACAGAACCAUGGAUUUUUUUUGGGCCAUCUUCCAAUAAACACAAAAGUAUUGUGAAUACAUUAAAGUUUUACUAACAUGAAUUUUAAGAGUUUGCAUAUUUCAGAAAAGAUCUGGCGUGUUGAGUGCAUGGAAAUGUUGCUUAAUUUUUUCUUCAAUCACUGGGUGAAAACCUUGGCCUGCAAAUAGUCAUUUGAUUAUUUUUUCAUUUUGUAUAUAAUGUUAAGUUUUGUAAUAAAAUAGAUAUGUUCUGAUACCAGUACAGUUUCUUUGGUUGUAAUUGAACUGAGCUGACUUUUAAGGGUUAAGAAUUAUGGCUUAAAUAUUAACUUUGAGAAUUUACAGAGCAAAAAGAAAAAAAAAGCAUAGUGGAAACAGAACUAUUACUUUUUUGCUAUAGAACAAAUGUUUGCGAAAACCAAAUUACAGAUAGGAAUUAUACUAAAUAACUAGCAGUUCUUUCCUCCUUUAUGAAUCCUGGGAUGCUACAGAUGAUGGGAGGUUAUUAAUAUUAAUAUUUACUAACAAAGAACUUUGUCUCUGCAUUUGCCAGUAAUAGAAACAUUGGCUACUCUGAGAACCAGUCACUGGGUUAGAGAUGUCAUGAUUAAUAGUGCUGCAGAUUAGUACGUAGUACAAUUUUCAGUGCUUUAGAUUUCCUUGAAAUUUAAGAAACAAUCUUCACAGUUUUAUGGUGCUGAUGCUUAGUUAUCUCAUGUUAUUAAAUUGCAAAAAUGAGUUGAUGCAAUACAUGUGAUUUUCUGCUAUCAUGAAAAUAUUUAUUUUUUAGAUUUAUUUUAAAAAGCCAUGAAAACUGUUUAAAUAAUAAAGAUGUAUUGGUAUAAUACUUAAAUUUUCA